Messenger RNA from Cannabis sativa, 2333 nucleotides. RefSeq lists its product as uncharacterized. NCBI's taxonomy places the organism in Eukaryota, Viridiplantae, Streptophyta, Magnoliopsida, Rosales, Cannabaceae. The record is from RefSeq and is a predicted model, not a curated record. The transcript is spliced from 5 exons. The coding region runs from base 285 to 2333 and encodes 682 amino acids.
AGCCGCAGCUUCUUCGUGACCCAGCCGUCCAACCCCAACAACCCAAUCUCAACCAUUUUUCUUCCAAAAACCAGCAAAAUCAAAUUCAAUUCAAAAUGUAGCACUCCUAGGAAACAAGCUGAAUCCCGAAAAUCCAAAAUCAAAAACGAAAAGGAAAAAAAAAACCAGGAAACCUCCAUUGAUGUACAAAAAAAACUCAAAAACAACAAUCAUUGAACAAAGAAAUCGCGAUCAGAGGAGAAGAACCGAGUAGAAGGAGAGCUGGAAAUCAAAGAAACUCACCCAUGAUUGAAUCAGAAGGAGAAUUGAAGGAAACGGAACCAUUACAAAUAUUGGUGCAGAGCAAUGGGCAUUGGGAUGACAACAGAAACUAUGUUGAUUAUGAAUCAAGUGGAGAAUUAAUUUCGACCAAGUGCACUUUUGAGGAACUAAUGAGAAUAAUGAUGGAAGAACUCCAAUGCAACCAUGAAUCAACACAACUACAACUGAAAUAUCAACUGAAGGAAGGAGGCCAACCACUACAAAUCAAGGAUGACAAAAGUCUGUUGUUCUACAUAAAGCUAUUAACGAAGGAGGUUGAUUUCACAAGGUACCCAUUGUGUGUGAACAAAACCAGUAACACGGCACCACCUAACCAAACAAUGGUGUGGAACAAUAUGAUCAUGGAAUCGUAUGAGAACAACGCAGCACAGGAAGACUUGCAGCAACCUGGAAACAACACGGCAACAACUUCCAAGCAACAACUAUCUGCGCAGACGAUGGGAUCUGGUGAAGUUGAUGCAUUUUUCCUAGAAACAGACACAGUGUCAUCAGAAUCAACCAUACAACAACCAGACAACAACAGAGAAAAAACUACAGCAGUAGAUGAAGAUUUUGACUUCACCGACUAUGCAAAGCUUGUGGCUGCGAAAUGGUACAAAGAACUAGAAAACAACCGGGAAGAAGAAGAGGAAGUGGACAACACAGAAAUGAUGAUCAUCAAUGACAAACGACAUGAAACAAUAGAGAAGGGGCAAAUUUACAAGGACAAAGAAACAUUGAUAAGUACACUAUGCUACUUUGCAAUCAAGAAGACAUUUCAAUACAAAGUAGUGAAAUCUUGCACAAAAGAAUACAACAUAGUGUGUUUGGACACAAACUGCAAAUGGAGUUUAAAGGCUACAAAAAAUGGAAACACAGAAACAUUCAUAAUAAGGAGCUACGAAGAAGAACACACAUGUGCAGUUACAAUAAGAUUUGGAGAUCAACGACAAGCUACAUCAAAGUUGAUAGCAGACUUUGUAAAACCAAAAUUCUUGAACCUGAAAACAAAGUGCAGCCCUGCAGACAUAAAGACAGAAAUGAAAGACAAAUACGGAAUAAAGAUGAAUUACAUGAAAGCAUGGCGUAGUAAAGAGCGAGCACAAACCCAGCUACAUGGAAAUGCUAAAGAGUCGUACAAUCUCUUGCCUAGAUACCUGUACAUGCUACAGAAAACAAAUCCAGGAACAUUAAUAGACAUAGAGAAAGAUGAUGAUGACAGUUUCAAAUAUGCAUUUGUUGCAUUGAAUGCUGCUAUAAAAGGUUGGCCAAACUGCAAACCAAUCAUCGUGGUAGACGGUACAUUCCUAAAGGCCGCGUAUGGAGGCACGUUGCUCACUGCCAACACACAAGAUGCAGAAUCUAAAAUUUUUCCACUAGCAUACUGCAUAGUUGAUUCUGAGAACGAUAAAUCGUGGGAGUGGUUCUUAAAAAAAAUAAGAGAAGCAUUCGGGAUUCGAGAAUGUCAAUGCCUAAUAUCAGACAGACAUGAAAGCAUCAUCAAAGCAACUAGGAAAGUGUUCCCUGAAAUAACACAUGGCUACUGCAUCUUCCACCUCUUGUCGAACCUCAAAACAAAAUUCAAGAAAAAUGCAAAGCAUUUCAGAGUGCCAUUCUUUGCAGCUGCAAAAGCUUACACAGAAAUGGAGUUUGAAUUCCAUAUGAGGGAGCUAGACAACUUGGAUAAGCGCAUAAGACCGUACCUGGAGAAAAUUGGCCAUGAAAAAUGGUCAAGGUAUCAUUCAGAAAACAACAGGUACUCUACCAUGACAUCAAACAUAGCUGAGGCACUGAACUCAGCAAAUUUAGCAAAGAAGGGAAACACCGGUGACAACAUUAAUGGAGUGCUUCGAGGGCACAAAUGCAAGAGUGGACAUACAAUAAUAGAAAGGAGGCACAAAAAUGCACAACAAGGCCGACACCAUCAUCCGAGAAAAACUCAUAGGGAACUAUGUACGAUCAUUGCGACUAACGUGAAACCAAAGAAACCGAGAACUCUGUUUGAGGUGAUAGAUGAAGACGAACAAGAAUAG